Tarenaya hassleriana is the source of this 1016-nucleotide messenger RNA. Its product is annotated as AP-3 complex subunit sigma. Gene Ontology annotation, cellular component: membrane coat; AP-3 adaptor complex; intracellular membrane-bounded organelle. NCBI's taxonomy places the organism in Eukaryota, Viridiplantae, Streptophyta, Magnoliopsida, Brassicales, Cleomaceae. Bases 116 to 616 code for a protein of 166 amino acids. The transcript has 7 exons. Gene Ontology annotation, biological process: Golgi to vacuole transport; intracellular protein transport. The record is from RefSeq and is a predicted model, not a curated record.
AACGGCGGUUUUCAGGUUAGUGGAUCGGUGGACGGUGAGAUUAUCACCGGGGAACGAUAGAGAAUUUGGGGGAAGACGGAGGGAGAGAGAGAGAGAGGUGGGCGAGGUCGUCAAAAUGAUAAAGGCGGUGAUGGUGAUGAAUACACAAGGCAAACCUCGUCUUGCCAAAUUCUACGAUUUCCAGCCCGUGGAGAAGCAGCAGGAGCUCAUCCGCAGCGUCUUUUCAGUAUUGUGCAGUAGACCUGAGAAUGUAAGCAACUUUCUGGAGGCCGAUUCAUUUUUUGGCCCGGAAUCUCGGCUUGUGUACAAGCACUAUGCUACUCUCUACUUUGUGCUUGUGUUUGAUAGCUCGGAAAAUGAGCUCGCAAUGCUUGAUCUGAUACAAGUUCUUGUUGAAACAUUGGACAAAUGCUUCAGCAAUGUAUGUGAGCUGGAUAUCGUGUUCAAUUACAGCAAGAUGCAAACAGUGUUAGAUGAAAUUGUGUUUGGAGGACAGGUGCUAGAAACAAGUUCCAGUGAAGUCAUGAAGGCUGUUGAAGAUAUAUCCAAAUUAGAUGCCGCCUCUAACUCAAUUUCGCUUGUCCCCAAGUCUGUGUCCGGGUGGCGUGGCCGAUAGCUUCAGAGCAUCAAGCAGAAAUACAGACUCUUGAGAUGUAAAAGUUUUCGUGGUCUUUUUCCGAUUUAUUGGUUUGUAGUCGAAGAUCUUGGCCUUGGAAAUUCGAGCUAAAGACAGAACAGAACCGUACGCUAAUGCACGGUCUGCAACAACAGCCGUUCCCGGUGAAGAAGACAAACUUCUGUCUAUAGGAUCGCACGAUUCAGCCCAUCAUCUCUUUCAGCCUUCUUCUUAUGCUCAUCCAUCACAUUCAUCAAACCUAUCAUGGUUUCUAAUUUAGGUAUGCUGUUUUGUUUGUUCUGCACCUUAUUAUUGGUGGAGUACUUGGCCCAUUUGUUUCAAUCGCUCCCAUCGAUUGUACAAUUCUAAAGGGUUUGAUUAAUCCUCUGUGAAUUGUCUA